Oreochromis aureus is the source of this 3846-nucleotide messenger RNA. It is a transcript of the gene ipo8, whose product is annotated as importin 8. Lineage: Eukaryota; Metazoa; Chordata; Actinopteri; Cichliformes; Cichlidae. Gene Ontology annotation, biological process: protein import into nucleus. Bases 292 to 3348 code for a protein of 1018 amino acids. The transcript is spliced from 25 exons. Gene Ontology annotation, molecular function: small GTPase binding. The record is from RefSeq and is a predicted model, not a curated record. Gene Ontology annotation, cellular component: cytosol; nuclear envelope.
UGAUAAGACCGCUGUAAAGGUAUCGGGACUUUAACAGAAAGAACACCGAUGUGUCUUUAACAGAAACUCGGCUCCGCUCCUUUAAACAAAAUGCUAACCAUGUGUCCGAUAACAAGCCUUUUAUUUUGAAUGUUCUGACCGGACGUUGUGUUUUUUGCUACCGGAAGCCUUUUCGUGUUUAGGCCACACUGGAUGCAAAAGGAACGAAAUUUGGGUGCAGAAACGUUAGCUUCUGUUAGUUUCAUGAAUGUGAGAAUAAAAAUAGAAACGGAACCGUGGAACUAAACACACAUGGAUCCCAACCGUAUAAUCCAGGCUCUGAAGGGAACUAUCGACCCCAACCUGAGGAUAGCGGCAGAAAAUGAACUCAAUCAGUCCUACAAGAUCAUUAAUUUCGCCCCUACCCUGCUUCAGAUCAUUGUGUCGGAGCAAGUAGAGUUUCCUGUUCGCCAAGCAGCUGCAAUCUACUUGAAGAACAUGGUGAGUCAGUACUGGCAGGACAGGGAGCCAUCUGUCGGGGAGGUUGUCUUUCCCUUCAACAUCCAUGAGAACGACCGGCAGCAGAUCAGAGAUCAGAUCUUGGAGGGUAUCAUCCGCUGUCCCGAGUCCAUACGUGCCCAGUUGACCAUGUGUUUGCGAGCUAUCAUCAAGCAUGACUUCCCUGGCCGCUGGACUGCCAUUGUGGACAAGAUCAAUAUGUACCUGCAGUCUCCAAACAGUGGCAGCUGGUAUGGAACCCUGCUGGCUCUCUACCAGCUGGUCAAAACAUACGAGUACAGGAAAGCAGAUGAGAGGGAGCCGUUGCUUGCAGCCAUGCAGAUCUUCCUGCCCAGGAUACAACAACUCAUCAGCCAGCUUCUGGUUGAUGCCACAAUCUUUUCAGUCCUCAUUCAGAAACAGAUCCUGAAGAUCUUCCAUGCUCUUGUACAGUAUUCGCUGCCUCUCCAGCUGAUCAACAACACAGUGAUGACUCAGUGGAUGGAAAUACUCCGAGCCAUAAUGGACCGAGACAUCCCAGCUGAGACAUUGGAGGUGGAUGAAGACGACCGUCCUGAGCUGGCGUGGUGGAAGUGUAAAAAGUGGGCGUUGCGCAUCAUCACGCGACUGUUUGAACGAUAUGGAAGUCCAGGAAACGUGACAAAAGAGUACUACGAGUUUGCAGAUUUUUUCCUGAAGACAUAUGCAGUGGGGAUACAGCAGGUCUUGCUGAAGGUGGUGGACCAGUACAGACAGAAGCAGUAUGUUACUCCUCAGGUCCUACAGCAGUGCCUCAACUACCUCAACCAGGGCCUGUCACACUCACUGACCUGGAAACAGAUGAAGCCGCACAUGCAGACCAUAUGCCAGGAGGUCAUCUUCCCUCUUAUGUGCUACAAAGACGAGGACGAGAAACUAUGGCAAGAGGAUCCAUAUGAGUAUAUCCGUAUGAAGUUCAACCUCUAUGAUGACCAUGCUCUCCCAGUCACUGCUGCCCAGAGCCUGCUGUGUAAAGCUGCACGCAAGAGGAAAGAGGUCCUGCCUCAAAUGAUGGAGUUCUGCCAUCAUAUCCUGAUGGACCCCUCUGCUGAUCCUUGCAGGACGGAUGGAGCGCUGCACUGCAUCGGAGCUCUGGCUGAGCUCUUGCUUAAGAAGCGGCUGUACAGGGAGCAAAUGGAGCUAAUGCUUCAGAACUACGUCUUCCCCUUGCUUAACUCUCCUUUGGGUUACCUGCGUGCCAGGUCCUGCUGGGUGUUGCACUCGUUCAGUCCGCUGCGUUUCCAUGACGAGCUGGUGCUGAGGAAUGCCGUGGAGUUGGUCAAACAGGAUCUGAUAGAUGACAAAGAGAUGCCUGUCAAGGUGGAGGCUGCCAUCGCUCUGCAGACGCUGGUCAGCAACCAGGAACAAGCCAAGCUGUACAUCAGGCCUUACAUUCGGCAAGUCAUGCAGGAGCUUCUGCAUGUGGUCAGAGAAACGGAGAACGAUGACCUGACCAACGUCAUUCAGAAAAUGAUCUGCGAGUACAACCAGGAAGUGGCCGCCAUCGCUGUAGACAUGACACAGAACCUGGCAGAGAUCUUCACAAGAGUUCUACAGAGUGAGGAGUACGAGGAGAACGAAGAUAAGACUGUUAUGGCUCUUGGUAUCCUCAGUACAAUUGACACCAUCCUCACCGUAAUGGAAGACCACAAAGAGAUCACACAGCAGCUAGAGGGGAUCUGUUUGCAGGUGAUUGGCCUGGUCUUGCAGAAACCCAUCAUAGGUAUGGCAGAAUUCUAUGAGGAGAUCCUGUCACUGGCAUUUGGCCUUACCUGUCAGACCAUCUCCCCCCAGAUGUGGCAGCUGUUAGGCGUCCUGUAUGAGGUCUUCCAGCAUGACUGCUUUGAUUACUUCACAGAUAUGAUGCCGCUUUUGCACAACUACGUUACUGUGGAUACGGACAUGCUUCUGUCCAGUCCGAAGCACUUAGAGGUCAUCUACAGCAUGUGCAAAAAGGUAUUGUCCAUGGAUUCAGGCGAAGAUGCAGAGUGUCAUGCAGCCAAACUGUUGGAGGUUAUCAUCCUGCAGUGCAAAGGCAGAGGCAUUGACCAGUGCAUCCCUCUUUUCGUGGAGGCAGUGCUUGAGCGUUUGAUGCGGGGGGUGAAAUCCAGUGAGCUGAGGACAAUGUGUCUCCAGGUUGCCAUUGCUGCUCUCUACUACAACCCAGCCCUGCUCAUCCACACGAUGGACAACAUGCACUUUCCACACAACCCGCAGCCCAUAACCACACACUUCAUCAACCAGUGGAUGAAUGACACUGAAUUCUUCUUGGGACUCCAUGAUCGUAAGAUGUGCAUCAUCGGACUGAGUGUGCUAAUCGAUCUUCCUAGCCGGCCAGCAGUGCUGGAUGCAGUUGCUGCUCAGAUUGUCCCCUCCAUUCUCCUCCUUUUCCUGGGCCUCAAACACCUUAAUGCCUCCCGCCUAAUCAACAAACCAGAGCUGCUUGCCCGUGCAGGCGCUCAAGAUGAAGACCAGAAUGAGGAGAUUCCUAGUGAUGAAGAUGAGGUGAAUGAGAACUGUAACACCAUGCAGCAGCAGUCCAGCAUGCCAGCAGGCCAAGGAGGCGAUGAUGAUGAUGACGAUGAAGAUGACUAUUGGGAUGACGAUGGUUUUGAGGGAACGCCUCUGGAGGAGUACAGCACGCCUCUGGACUACGACAAUGGAGAGGACGAGUAUCAGUUCUUCACUUCUGCCCUGCUCAGGGUCCAGAGUACUGAUCCAGCAUGGUACCAUUGUUUGACAGCUGCGCUCAGCGAUGACCAGAAAAAACAGCUUCAGGAGAUCUACAGCAUCUCACAGCAGAGGAGGAGCACUGCAACUAAGGGCCAAUGAGCACUGAAGAAACAAAUGGGCUGCAGAAUCAGGAGAGGGAUCAAAGAAGAGAAAAGCUGGUCUGAGCUGAAGUGUACUUCACUUCAAUCUGAACGAUGUCAGUCUACAUCAAACCAUAUCUGAACAGAUCCCACCAGAACCAGUUCCCAGAGUUUCAGUAGACCUGGAUGGAGUAGCGGGGGCUGGUUUCAAAUCACAAUAAUUGCUGAUUUGCUGCACUGCUUCAGACCCCCACUGGAAUAUUACUUUCACUGGGACAGGUCCACCGGCCUGUGAGUGUGUGUGGGUGUGGGUGUGUGACUGUGUCUCUGUGUAUACUUGAGGAAAAGGUCUGCAUUAUAAAUAUAAAUGUUCUUGACCAGCACAAUUCACAAAAUAUUUUGUACAGUGCAGUGCUUUAAUUUGUAACUAAGUCAGUUGUGUUUUGUGUUUGUCUCUCAGCGAAACUGUAAAAAACAAAACCGAAUAAAACUGCAUCAGAGUGUGUUUUUGUAUGUA